AUGUCGACCCCUGCAAGGAAGAGGUUGAUGAGGGACUUCAAACGGUUGCAGCAGGAUCCUCCUGCGGGCAUCAGUGGCGCUCCUCAGGACAAUAAUAUCAUGCUUUGGAAUGCGGUUAUAUUUGGGUAUUUUUCAACAAAAUUAUGUUUUUUCUAGAAAUACUCUUAAACUUUACUCAAUGACUGCUUUUACUUUUCUUAAAUUGCAGUCCUGACGACACCCCUUGGGAUGGAGGUGAGUUUCUUUAGAAAUCUAUUUAUGGUAUUUCAAAUAGACUUAGUGGGAAAACAUAGCUUGCUGUCUAUUUUCUACAUGGUAAUUUUCAGGGGGUAGUCUUGUUUUGUGAUGGAUCUGUCGGAGACCAUUUUUAAUUCUUUUAUUCUUUUCACUUUCAGAUCUUACUUUGUGUCCUGUUCCUCUGCUACUUAUAAUUAUGUCUUUUGCUGCUGUCUGUAUUUAUCCGAGAUGCAAGUUCAGACUGGAAAUUUGCAUAGAUAUCAGUACCUUGGAUUCAUUUAAUAAAAUUUAUUGUUCAUACCCUGCAGAUGGCGGAACUUCUGAUAUUUCUAGCAAUACCAAUGUCUUUCAUUUUAAUAUUUCUGACAAGUUCCAUAUAUGUAUAUGCCUUCGUUUUGUGAUGGUGUUGAAUAUAGCAUCAUAUACUUCAUUGGAUGCAACUCAGCUUGACUGUUGUAGACAUUCACUUCUAAGAUAUUAUAAUUAUUUAAAUACACAAAUCAUUUGAGCGGCCUCAACAAUUUACCUUACCAUUCUCUCUCUCUCUCUAUAUAUAUAUAUAUGUGUGUGUGUGUGUGUGUGUGUGUAUAAUAUAAGUGGGAAAAAGGCAGCAAGAUGCCAUUUUUAGCAUCAAGCACAUGGGUUGAAUAUGUAUGAUCAUUAGAGCAGUAAAAAUGGCAUUUUGUUGCUACUUCUCAUCUUCUGGUUUGCCAAGUUGAAAAAUUCGAUAUCAUUUAGAAGGGUGUCAUGCAAAACACCAUCCGCAAUCCCAGUUAUGAUUAUAUUGUAUUUCAUUAAUCGUGGUUUUACUAUUUUUAAUUUUUUAUAUUUAUCUUGUGAUGAGUGUGAUUUAUCUGUCUAAUGGUCAAAGAUUAUUUGGGUAUGUAUGACCAUUAGAGCACUAAAAAUGGUAUUUUAUUGGUAGUUCUCAUCUUAUGGUUUUCUAACUUGAAAAAUUCGACAUCGUUGAGAAGGGUGUCAUGCAAAACACGAUCCGUCAUCCCAGUUAUGGUUAUAUUGUAUUUCAUUAAUCGUGGUUCUACUAUUUUUUAAUGUUUUGUAUUUAUCUUGUGACGAGCGAUUUAUUUGUCUAAUGGUCAAAGCUUAUUUGAGUCCCCAGGUACGUUUAAGUUGACGCUUCAGUUUACUGAGGAGUAUCCAAAUAAACCACCAACUGUACGCUUCGUUUCUAGAAUGUUCCAUCCCAAUAGUAAGUAAAAAUAUCCUUCCUCCAUUUUCCUGUAUUGGAUUGAUUGCUCAUUAUGUUGCCUCGUUCUCUUUGUUCUCUUUGCUCCUGUGUAUUUGUUGUAGGAAUUUACUGAUAUUCGUCUGACAGUGUAUUUCGAUGGUUCUGUCCUGAUAAUCUGAUGGUAUGCUUCUUAAUCGAGGCAUGGGAACUGAAAUCAAUGUAAAUGGACCAACAUGUAUUUAUUAUGAGUACUGUACUAACAUUAGCUGUUGCAUUUCGUGUGAAAUGAGUUGGGAAUGUUCCUGUCCUUUGUGCGAUAUUUUUUGGCUGGUUGGCUAACAAUAUUCGUUACUAUUUAAUCGUUCAGAUUACAGACUGAAUAAUAGGGUGCUAAAUAUUAUCAUGUUCUACUUUCGUGAACAUUGUAAAGUGCUCCUUGACAUGAUGGCAUCUUUUUUUUAAAUUUACAAAAGGCUGAUUUUCUUUGGUCCCUGCCAUGAUGACUGGAAUGGUUUAAUUCUAACCUAAUUCAAUGAACUUAGAUUUUUCGGGGUUGUCUGGGGUGGACGGUUUAUUGGAGGAAUGCAGGAGCUGGGCAAAACGAUCAUUUUGGAUUACUUUUCAUUUAUUUUAUCCAUAGUACGGGCACUACCCAAUUCUAAAAUAAUGAUGAGGCUAUGGGACCCUGAGCUCUGCAAUCUGGACCCUUCAUCUGUAGGGUAUCAAUGGCAGAUCCCUCUUGUAAUUCACUGAUCUGAAAGUUUGAAGGCUUAUCAUACUGGAUCCGAUAUAUGAUGCGACAUGUAAUAUUGCUCAAAAGUUUUCCCUAGCAUAUCUUCAGUCAACUUGGAGAUCCUUAUCUUUAGCCCCUGGUUAGCAAAGUACUCAUGUGAGAUGUGGUGUAAGCAUUUGAAACAUCCUUGUCUUGGUGUAUCUGCCGUCCUAGCCCUACUUCGUAACUUUUUGGGAAAUUUGAAUUUCCGGUGAUUGCCCAUUUUAGAAAAGUGUUUCAGAUGCUCGGUUGCACUUAAGAAGGAUAAUGCCCUAUUUCUCUCUGUAGUUUAAAUUGUUUAUUUUUUCUAUGCUUCACCUGACUGAGUAAUAUUUCUCCUUUACUUUUUUAUUUUUUCGAGUUGGGGGUUGGGUGGGCGUUCCUCUUUGCUUUUUAGGUUCCUGCACAUGACAUUGACUCUCUGUUUCUUCCUGUUGACACGAAUUGGAAUUGAUGAUGCUUGUAGAAAUUGGUAUAGGUUCGCAUAGUGCCAGUACUUGCUAAAGUUUGACAUGUGCACCUUUCAUCGAACAUGUGAGAUUUUUCCAAGUCAUUUUACUGAGAAUCUUCAGUUCUUAGUCAUACUGAGUCGUUGUUUGGUUCAUCAUGAAACUUUCACUUGGUACCUUAGCUUUCUACUGAUCCUGUGCCGAUUCACCUCUCUUCUGCCAAUUCGUGCUGCAGUUCGCAAUUUGCUGCCCUCUCCUUCGAGCACUUCAAUAUUGUAUUCUUCGUUUCUAAUGUUUCCCCUUAUAUUUUCUCUCCAGUUUAUGCAGACGGAAGCAUAUGCUUGGAUAUCUUGCAAAACCAGUGGAGUCCAAUUUAUGAUGUAGCUGCAAUACUGACAUCAAUUCAGGUAUAUUUGAGGUUUUAUGCUACUUAAUGCAUCUUUGAUCCAAGUUUGGCUGUUGCUUUUGCUUCUUGCUCAAAACCCUACUCCUUCCUACUUCCCAGCUUGGUACCUGUGGUUGAGCAGUUACAUCUCCCACAAAAAUAUGAUUGCAUGCUGUUCUUAAUUAAAAAAAAACAUUAUUUUCUUCCUAGUGAGGCCUCAAAUUGGUCGGUCUAAUUUUAUUUUAUUUUUUAAUGAUUUCAAAGACCCAAACAUAACUAGAUUUCAGAAUCAGAAAGAAAUAUACCAUGCCAUUGUAGUACCAAAAAUAAGCCGAGCGCCAAGUUUGAUUAGUUGGAAGGGCAUCAUUGUGUGGGAUAUCUACCACUGACUACUGUUGAGGAAUCCUAUCAUGAUUAGUCCAAUGCUUCAUUUCUGACAAUAGUCCUCUGGGAAUUCCCAUAAACUGAGAUUGUGCACAAGGAAUAUAAUCAGAGAAGGAGAAUAUGCUGGCUCGUGGGAUCUGUAGUAAAGAUAAAUAACAAACUUCUGGUGGUUGCAUGCAAGCACGGUCGUCUAGCUUUCUACGAGUGAUAUCCAGCAGCCUGGUUAUUUGGAGACUAAGUGUGUAAAGCUAAAAUAAACCGUUUUUAAUGGCAAUGGAGAACAAGUUAAGCGUCUUAGGUCCUUGUCUUAGCAAAAUUGUCUGUCACUCAGAAAAUAGGGAAGAAAUUGACAAGGAGCAUAUUGUCGAGAUAUGCCCGAUUCUUUGUGUGGUUGGAGGUACAAUUGGCAAAAUUGUGUGGUGUGAAUGGGAUGGAUAUGGGAAAAUAUGAAUGAUAAAUUUUUGUUGGUAAAAGUUGGAGAAGAAUUGUAAUGUCUCACAGUGAAGAACAAUAUUAAGGUGUGGAUAUUUUAUAGAUAGAUAUCUGGGUGCGUUGCCUAUCAUCACUUUGCGGUGUGGUCAUUCAAUUGAUAGUAUCAAUCCGGUUCAUCAAUUUUGAUGCGACAUAGAUCUAGUUUUCAUCUCUAGUUCGAGAUAAAGGGAUGGAUAAGGAUGAUGAUGCCUCUAUUUGUUGAUGCCGCGAAGUAUCUAAAUAUGUUGACAUUUACUGAAAAUAAUAGUACUCUGAUCUUUUAAUCAUUCAACUAAUUCUCACUAACACGUUCCACGACUUACAAAUUGUUUGGUUAAUCACUUAAAUUCCUAUACUCAUCUAACUUGAAGAACUGAUGAUCUACUAUGGCUCUGUGGAAUGAGUACUGAGCACGGUCAGGGAUUCUUAAUUGAAAUAAAACGGCAUCCAGGAGUUUGCUACCUUGACAGAUUUUAACACUCUCAUCUUGCUUGCUUCUUUCUGAAUCUAUAACCAUUCUUCCUUCUUUCUCAGAUCAAAUUAUCUGUUUCUAGCUGUUCUUCAGUCGAUUGAUCUCUAGACAACACUAGAACGGAUCCCUUUUCAGCUUUUUGCCCAGACCUAGUUUCAGAUCCCAAUGAACUAGCAUACUUGCAUUCACCUUAUCGGGAAAAAAAAUUCGAUAUAAAAAAAACGAGCUCAUGACCAAAAUAAAAUGGAAUAAAAUAAAAUAAAUCUACAAUUUAGAGGCUGGCCAGCUGGAACGAGCAAGCAUCAAUCAAAAUCAUCCCUGGGAUUUGCUAGCGUUAGUCGAUCCUCUGGUUUUUCCCGACGUUUAAUCAAUUGUUCCUUUUGAUGGGUCCCAAGAUCUUCCCAAGAUCAUAAUAUGGGUACGGGCGAUUAAUUCUUUUCUGUUCUUCCUUACUCACAUGGCCAGUCAUUGCUCUGCGACCCAAACCCCAAUUCUCCGGCGAACUCCGAGGCUGCUCGCAUGUUCAGCGAGAACAAGCGGGAAUACAACAGAAGAGUGCGAGAAAUCGUUGAGCAGAGCUGGACAGCGGACUGA
This is a messenger RNA of Spirodela intermedia, 4953 nucleotides long. Lineage: Eukaryota; Viridiplantae; Streptophyta; Magnoliopsida; Alismatales; Araceae. The record is from the annotation of a GenBank genome assembly.